Molecule: messenger RNA, 1266 nt
Organism: Sorex araneus (European shrew)
Lineage: Eukaryota; Metazoa; Chordata; Mammalia; Eulipotyphla; Soricidae
Product: transmembrane serine protease 11D
Exons: 9
Coding region: 46-1266 (406 amino acids)
Biological process (GO): proteolysis
Cellular component (GO): extracellular region; plasma membrane
Molecular function (GO): serine-type endopeptidase activity
Source: RefSeq, a predicted model, not a curated record
UUUGGAUAGCCAGGAAAAAGGACCUCCUCAUUAUUCAGAAGUAAAAUGUAUAGGCCAGCACGGGUGCCAUCGACAUCAAGAUUUCUGAAUCCAUUUGUAGUGUGUUUCAUUGUUGUUGCUGUGGUCGUGAUCCUGGCAGUGACUAUAGGUCUACUUAUCCACUUUCUAGCUUUUGAUCAAAAAUCUUACUUUUACCAUGGCGAUGUUCACAUUUUAAAUGUUCAAUAUGGUGAUCAGUUAAAUUCACCAGCUACACAGGAAUAUAAGAAUUUGAGUAAUAGAAUUGAAGCAUUGCUUACUAAAACAUUCAAAGAAUCAAAUUUAAGAAAUCAGUUUGUUAGAGCUCGUGUUGUCAAACUAAGGCAAACUGAUAGCGGUGUGAUAGCAGAUAUUGUCAUGAAAUUUAAAUUCAGUAGAAAUUUCAAUGGAGCAUCAAUGAAGAGCAGAAUUGAGUCUAUCUUGAGUCAAAUGCUAACUAACUCUGGAACUUUGGAAAUAAAUCCUUCAACUGAGAUAAAACCAUCAUGUGGGGCUCGGCCAGAUCUAAUAACGUUGUCAGAGGAGAGGAUCAUUGGAGGCACGAAGGCUGAGGAAGGGGACUGGCCUUGGCAAGUCAGUCUCCGAUUGAAUAACGUUCACCACUGUGGCGGCGUUCUCAUCAGUAACACCUGGAUCCUGACAGCAGCUCACUGCUUCAGAAGCCAUUCUGAUCCUCGUCAAUGGACUGCCACCUUUGGUAUUUCCACAAGAUUUCCUAAACAGAGAAUAAAAAUACGAACUAUUCGAGCUCACAACAAUUACGUUUUUGCAACCCAUGAAAAUGAUAUCGCAGCUGUGCAACUUGACAGAAGUAUUGAAUUUACCAAAAACAUCCAUAGAGUGUGUCUCCCAGAUGCUACCCAGAAUAUUGUACCUGGUUCCACUGCAUAUGUAACAGGAUGGGGAUCAAAACGAUACAUGGGUAACACAGUUCCAGAUCUAGAACAAGCACGGGUCAACAUAAUAAGUAAUGAAGCAUGUAAUGCACCAUAUAUGUAUAACGGAGCCAUCACACCUGGAAUGAUAUGCGCUGGAGUACCUGAAGGUGGAGUAGAUGCAUGCCAGGGUGAUUCUGGUGGUCCCCUUGUACAAGAAGAUUCUCGGCGUCUUUGGUUCCUCGUGGGGAUAGUAAGCUGGGGUUAUCAAUGCGGUCUGCCAGACAAGCCGGGCGUAUACACACGAGUCACAUCCUACCGAGACUGGAUAGCCCGGCAAACUGGAAUCUAG